AUGUGGACAAAGAAUGAGAUGGAUGGCCUUGAAGAUGGGCUAGGUCUCUGCUGGGAAGAUCUUAUAAUGGGAAAUAAGCCUGCAAAGCAAGAGAAGGAUGAAGUACUCUUGAAGAUUGUGCCUCCUUUAGACCGUGCAUUUGUUCGUUGGCUUGCUCGGGAUCUUGAGAGGAUUCAUGGCUUCACUCCAAAAAAAAUUCAAUCUGUAAAACCACCGGAUCAUUACAUCGAGUACAUGCGCUUGAACGGUUGGUUGGAUGUGAACUUGGAUGAUCCUGAUCUGGCCCAAUUAUUUAAGUAAAUAAUCAUAAUAUAUACUUCUUGAAAGAGUAAAAAUUUCUGCGGAUUUUUAUUACAGAUAAGCAAACAGAUCUUUCGCCCUCUAUAUGGUGAGAGUCCCUCCUUAUCUAUCGGUAUUGGAUUCCCUGUAUUGUGCAAAUGCAUUCGAAGAAUGGGUUCUUAUUAUUUACCAGAACGUUUGAUCUAUUGUUGCACUAUUGAUGUGAAAAUUGUCUAGGUAAUGGAAGUUCAUUACUGACUUGAUACUGUUCUAAUUUCUUUGUGUAAAUUAGUAUGCUUGCUUGAAUAGUUAUUUGUGCUUUUGUGGUAUUGGGCAUCAAUCGAAAUUAGAU
Molecule: messenger RNA, 631 nt
Organism: Ilex paraguariensis (yerba mate)
Lineage: Eukaryota; Viridiplantae; Streptophyta; Magnoliopsida; Aquifoliales; Aquifoliaceae
Source: the annotation of a GenBank genome assembly